AGCAACGAUAAUCAACGCUACACCAGGCCAGUGAACGUAGCAGGCUAGAUCUAAAUGUCCAGCUGGCAAGAUUACCAGGUCAUCUAAUGUUAGCUGUAGCUGUUGUAUCCUCGUUUACUGCAUAUCCCUUUGCCCUGUCAUCACACCAUGUCGUACAGGGAUUUAAGAAACUUCACUGAGAUGACUCGGGCGCUUGGCUACCCACGGUUGAUCUCUAUGGAGAAUUUUCGCACUCCCAACUUCCCCCUUGUGGCAGAGAUCCUUAUAUGGCUGGUGAAGAGGUAUGAGCCUCAAAUGGACAUUCCAAGUGACAUAGAUACGGAGUCAGACCGUGUAUUCUUCAUCAAAGCUGUGGCCCAAUUUAUGGCCACACAGGCCCACAUUAAGGUGAACACCAAGAGGCUGUACCAGGCUGAUGGCUAUGCGGUUCGUGAACUCCUCAAGAUGACGUCACUGCUCUACGGUGCCAUGAAGACCAAUCAGAACGCUGCAGGGGAUCAGCAGCACGACGACAGUGCCAAGUUCAAGUUUGACCUUGGGUCAAAGAUUGCAGACUUGAAGGCUGCGCGGCAGCUUGGCUCAGAGAUCACUGCCAAAGGUGCAAGUCUGUACGACCUGCUGGGGAGAGAGGAGGACCUGAGAGAGAACAGGAUGCUGGCAAUUGCCCGGCCACUGGAGAUUAACGACACAGAGAAAGCACUCAGGGCGGCAGUGAAAGAUGUUUUGGAGAAUGUUAGUCAGACAAAGGAGAUGUUGAACAACGUGGCGUCGGACGAGCAAAGUCUGGAUGCCAAAAUCGAGAAGAAGAAGCAGGAGCUGGAGAGAAACCAAAAACGCCUUCAGACACUUCAGAGUGUACGGCCUGCCUUUAUGGACGAGUACGAGAAGAUUGAGGAGGAGCUGCAGAAGCAGUACGAGACGUAUGUGGAGAAGUUCCGCAACCUCAGCUUCCUGGAACAGCAGCUGGAGGACUACCACCGGCUGGAGCAGGAGCGCUUUGAGGAAACGGAAAAUGCCAUCCGCAUGAUGCAGACGAAACUGCGAGAGGAGGAGAGGAGACUAAUGAGGAGUGGAGCAGGCCGUGAAGAGGAGUCUGACAUGGAAAUCCCAGAUGAUGAAGGCUCAGACAGUGAAACAGAUGAGAACAAACCAUCCAAACCUCAGCUCUUACGACAACAACAAGCUCCCCUAGCAGCAAGAGCAGGUACACGUGUCAUUGGGACCAUGCAGGGAGGGGAGAAUGAGGAACCCAGUGGAAAGGAUUCUAUCACUCCGCCUCGGCGUCAGAGGAGGAGGAAAGGGAAGUCGGAGGACAGCGAGAUCGAUGUGGAUGAUGAUGACGACGACGACGAGGAUGACGAUGAAGACGACGAUGACGACGAAGAAGAGGACGAGGAAGGUGACGAGUACGAGGCGGCGGAUCUUGACGUAGAUGUGGGUUUAGAGCCCAAAAGGCCCACCAGGGGAGGAGGCAUGAGACCUCCCAUACAGGAGGAGAGCGACAAUGACUUCUAGUACUCACAGUACAGUCAAUUCACUGUACACAAGUCCAGCCCUACAUUUAUACACACAGUAUAUAACCAGCAUGUUUCAAUCUAUCUUGAGUUCUCUAAUAACAAUGACUUUCAGUACACCCACACACACACACACACACACACACAAAGGGUUAAGGAUGCGGCAGCACUGAAUCCAUAUACAUCCAUUCACUUGCAAAUGCAUUCUUGUUCUUGGCCAAAGAGAGCCAUGUCUUUAAACACAUAUGUGAUGUGAUGAUGAAAAAUCCUUGAGAUUUGCUCCGGUUCAACUCUCCCUGGUGAAAUUUAAGAUUAAACAUAAGAAUCCUUGCAGCAUUCUGGACACUGUCCCCUAGCAAAAUCCUGAAUAUCAUCCUCCCAAAAUCUUGGAUGUUGCUAGGAUGGUAUCAGAAUUAGAAGAUGGUCAAAUUGCACCAUGUAAUGGGUUUUCUCAGAUGGCAUCACAUAUUCUUGACGCACACUCAUUCACUCUCACUCACUCUCACACAUCACAGAGCACGCAUCCAGCCUUCUGCGUCUCUGGAAUGGAGACGUCUCCACCCACCCCUACACUCACAGCACUCUCUCACCCCACCAUCUGCCACCUCAUGAACCUUCAGCAGGUCAGGAUCAACACACACACACUCACACACACACUCACAUACACAGAUGUUGUGCCACUGCAGUCUUUAACGCCACACGCGCACAGCCACGACUUCCACAGUGUGUUUGUGUGUGUGUGUGUGUGUGUGUGAGAUGAUGCAGAAAUGCAGAAAUGCAUCAUGUGAGGUGGUGUCUCUCA
Molecule: messenger RNA, 2316 nt
Organism: Sardina pilchardus (European sardine)
Lineage: Eukaryota; Metazoa; Chordata; Actinopteri; Clupeiformes; Clupeidae
Gene: ift38
Product: clusterin associated protein 1
Exons: 13
Coding region: 148-1515 (455 amino acids)
Biological process (GO): cilium assembly
Cellular component (GO): centrosome; intraciliary transport particle B; cilium
Source: RefSeq, a predicted model, not a curated record